CCGUGUUUUUUGGUUGUACUAUGGUAUCGCCUUUCCUGGGAGUGGCUCCAGUCCACAACAGACAGACAGGAUUGAUACAAUAUUACCACUGCAUGGUCGGCCUUUUGAUACUGUAGCUCGUAGGCAAUUGAUAACAUGGUUUAGUGACUGUAAAAUAUUGCCAAUGCAGUGUGUCUUCAGUGGCCAAUGUUGCUAUACUUCGAGGUUGCUAACGUCGUUAGCUAGCUUUGCUAACAGCAGUGAUAUUGUUUUCCCGAAUUAGCUAGCUGGCUAGCCUAGCUCCACGUUAGAGAGCAAUAACAUCUGCGGGAGAACUGAUUUUAUACUACGAGAUAGCCGCCUUUCAAGGAAUAUGGAAACCACUUUUGAUGUAAACCAUCUUUUCCCUGAAAAGAUUACAGUUUUGGAUCAAAACCUAAUUGCAGGUGGAAAAUCGCUGGGAAGGUCAGAUCCUCAACCCCAAAUUGCUGCAGUCAUUGAUGAACUUGGAAGAGCCUCAGCCAAGGCCCAAUACUUGACAGCCCCAAUCACAAGUGCAUCCAAGCUGCAGACCAACAAGCACCAUCUCUACCUGCUGAAGGAUGGAGAAAGCAAUGGAGGAAGGGGACUUGCUGUGGGGUUUCUGAAGGUUGGCUAUAAGAAGUUAUUUCUGCUUGACCAGCGAGGGGCGCAUGUCGAGACAGAGCCUCUGUGUGUCUUGGAUUUCUUUGUGACAGAGAACCUUCAGCGGCACGGCUACGGACUGGAGCUAUUUAGCUUCAUGCUGCAGCACAAAAAGGUGGAGCCAGUGCUGAUGGCUUACGACAGGCCCUCCCCUAAGUUCAUCUCUUUUCUGGAGAAGCAUUACUGUCUGAAAAACAGUGUACCUCAGGUUAAUAACUUUGUGGUGUUUGACGGUUUCUUCGCCAACAGAUCAGGCUCGCCUCCCUCUCUGACGGAUCAGGGAAUGUACGGCUUUUUUGGCGCAGUUGAGAAAGGUUCCCCCAAAAAAGCCGGACGGAGAGAUCAAGCCCUACUCGCUAACGGAGAGAGAAGCUGUGCGAGAGGAGCAGAAGGCUCUCCCCUGGCCUUUGUGUCGCCCCCCGGCUCCUCCCCUCUCUCCGCCAUUGUCGGUAUCCUCCCCGUGCUCCCCAAGCAGGGCCCGCCAGCGCCCCGACCCGGCCCUGGCCCCUGCCCCUGGGGGCUACAGGGGCCCGACCCCCCACCCCCCACUCAUCAACAGCCUCAACUACAGGGCAAAGCGCACCAGUUCCCUUAACCGAUCACAGCUCAGCUUCCAUUGACCACCUUUUGACUCCUCCCACCACUGUUUCCUCCUUUUAAAAGGAAGGACUGUCGUUUUUAGCCUGUUAGCUAGCCUACGGCUGCAUCCCAGUUCUCCACCCUUCUCUUGAAGUGUGUACUUGCACACUUCCCGCCAUGGAUUUAACAAUGGUGGAAACUACCCCCCACCCAAUGUUUACACCAAUCCAAGGCUUUUGGAUCCAUAACAGAAAGUGUAUAAGUGCACACUUAGAGAGAAGGACGGAGAAUCAGGAAGCAACCUACCUGUCUGUCUGUCAUGGCCAGGGAGUUUAGUAUUAUUUCAAUUAUUAAUUUACUACGAAACUGAGAAGAACAAAACAGAACGAACAUGGCUCCCAAUGUCGGUUAGAACUUUUUCAACUUUUCCUAGUGUGCUGGUCGUCCCAUUGAGGGAAUUAUGAUGCUGCCUGUAACUUUUGCCUGCCGUUUUCUAGACGAAGCCAUUAAAACUAUCUCCAAACAAAACUAGAAAAGUGAGAUUGCUUUCUGUUCACCUGGUACACCAUUUUACAGCUUGUUUUUCACUAAUAGUUUGACCUUUAACCUACACUACUCUCAUUAACAGUGUAUGAGGCCACUAAAAUAAUGACUUUUGUAGUCAUAUUCAUUAUACAGCAUAACACGUUUAUUUAUUAAUUUAAAAAAAUUCUCACAAUAAUAUUUGUUAAAUAAAAUACUUGACCCCAAUGGGAAACAUUGUCUAGAAUUUGACCAGAACAUGUUUUCCCAUCAGGCCCUACUAGUUCCACUAACUCCUCCCCCAUGACUCUAAGGAUCUCUCUUUUGGCAUCACAUGAUUAUUGGCAUUUUCUUUUGUUAUUGUCUGUAUGAUUUGUCAAGCAUUCACUUAUACCUUUUGUUUUGCUAAUUAUGUUUUCAUUUUGUGUUUUUCUUAUGUUGAAUUCUGUUGCUUUUCUUCUCUUGGUCCUUUUCCUUGGCCCUAUACUAUCGCCACUGUUUCCGUCUCUCUCCCUACCUUUCUCCGUGCCCUAUUCUCUCCUGUCCCCUUGUCUUUUUUUCCCAUUCCCUUGUUCUUCCUAUCCUCUCCACCUUCCUUGUUCCAUCG
Messenger RNA from Coregonus clupeaformis (lake whitefish), 2371 nucleotides. RefSeq names its product alpha-tubulin N-acetyltransferase 1. The transcript is spliced from 11 exons. Gene Ontology annotation, cellular component: microtubule. Gene Ontology annotation, molecular function: tubulin N-acetyltransferase activity. Bases 353 to 1258 code for a protein of 301 amino acids. Lineage: Eukaryota; Metazoa; Chordata; Actinopteri; Salmoniformes; Salmonidae. The record is from RefSeq and is a predicted model, not a curated record. Gene Ontology annotation, biological process: alpha-tubulin acetylation.